CCGGGCAGCGCAAUAAUACCUGGCCGGGCUUUCAGUGAGUGGCUUUCAGUUCUGGCUUCUCGACUCUGCAACUGUCUAUACUUCCACAGCACGCGCCCGGUCAACCUUUAGGUACACAUGUGCGCGCUCACGAGACUACCCUACCACAUAGGUAGUCGUAGCCGUUCCCGCCUUGCACGAGGUAAGGUACCUUUUGCAGAUCAAGGAACCCGUAGAUGCUACGCACCACAACUUGCUCGACACCCAGCCGCUCUUGGUUCUUUUCGACCGACCACCGCCACAUUACCUUCUUCGCCAUCCUCAUCCGCAUUCGCUAAUUUCUCUCCCAUUCCACUCGUCCCUUACCCUAUUCUCUUCGUAUCCUCACACCCCCUCGGUUCGGCGAUCGCAAACAACAAGCAAGACGACGACGACGCCAGCACCUUGUUGCGCACGCAGUCGCCCCCCCCUCACUUACUCAUUCGCCCAAACUCAGAGUCGCCACCAGGAAGGAUGAGGGAAAAGGCAUCUAUCUUAACGGCUCAGGACUGCGCUUUCUAUACAGGGCAAGUGGUGGUAGUUCGCCGUCGUGCAAGUUUAGUUGCACUCCCCUAGCUUCACUUUCUUUUCAAGACGAGCUUUUCGGAGGGGGUUCUUCUUCUGUUCCGUCUUGCCUUGUUGGGCCGAGUAGGUAGAUGUACCUGGGAGGCAUGCGUAGUGG
Colletotrichum navitas is the source of this 700-nucleotide messenger RNA. RefSeq lists its product as uncharacterized. The coding region runs from base 118 to 594 and encodes 158 amino acids. The transcript has a single exon. The record is from RefSeq and is a predicted model, not a curated record. Lineage: Eukaryota; Fungi; Ascomycota; Sordariomycetes; Glomerellales; Glomerellaceae.